AUGAAUUUCGAUUCAGGCACCGCCUACGCCGAGUCGGAUGCCGACGACGAGUACGAGCGCAGCCUAGGGCCCAACUCCCCAGUUACGAAUAGCGAAGCAUCGCCAAUCGAUUCCGAGCUGCCUUCCUCGAACGAGCACACCCCUACUACCUAUGGCCACCGCAGCAGCGCCGAUCGUCUGCCCGAGACCAUCAUCUCCGAGUGGACCGCUGACGAGUGCGCCGACUUUAUCAGCACAAUUGGCCUCCCACAAUACGCCGACCGCUUCGUUGAGAACGAAAUUGUCGGCGAGGCUCUAGUCGCGUUGCAACAUGACGAUCUCAAAUCUAUGGGUAUUGCUAGUGUCGGCCAUCGCCUGACCAUUUUGAAGAGUGUCUACGACGUCAAAAAGGCGCAAGACAUUCCGAUAGAGAGCGACCAUUAUGUGCCCUUGUCCGCCGAUGCCGAAGCGCAGUACGCGACAGCGACUCUCAAAGAUAUCAAGCACUUGGUCGAACAACUCCGCCUGAGAGACGAGCGAAUGAGUCUGGUAGAACAAGACUUGCGUCGACUGACAGACGACUUCAGACGUUUACGCGAGGACAUGUUGCCUGCCCUGCGUCUGGCGAAGGAUUCGUCACAACCCCUUCCCAACGUCACAACCAACAACAACCAAGGUUACGGAUACGAGACUGUGUCGCCACCAGCCCCGACACCGUCGUCCACUCAAUCCAUGAGCUUGAACCGACAGUACUCUACGAAGAGGAUUAUGCUCGGAACAACGCCCAAAAACGUCUCCCCCUCACACCUGCAGACGACCCAUGAGAGAAUGGAACAAUCUUUGGACCCGUCAAAUGCGGCCGAACGAGCCGUCUUGUCGUCCUCGCACCUGGCAGCCAUGAAUGGCUCCGGUACCGCUACCUCGCCUGGUUACCCCUCUCCGAAUAUGCCUUCCCCAACAUCUCCUCCGACCCACGGCGGCGCGACGCUUGGGUCCCGGUCUUACCGCUCCGAUGUACCUACCCCGUCGACAAGAUCAACCUUCGCCGAAAGCGAACACGGCUACAAAGGCCGCGAACAGCCUGUGGCGCCGAAACGUGGCCCGACCCCCGCCCCCGAUACGCCGAGCACGAGCAACGCAUCCGUCGAAAUCUUCAAGUCUUUCAGAGUCAGCAUGGACGACCCGUGCUAUAAGGUGCUACCUGCCGCGCUUAAGAAAUACCAAAUCAACGCGCCGUGGGAUCAAUACGCCCUCUAUAUUGUUUACGGAGAUCAGGAGCGUUGCUUAGGACUGGACGAGAAGCCUCUCAUCCUGUUCAAGCAGCUCGAUAAGGAAGGCAAGAAGCCCAUGUUCAUGUUACGAAAGACGAACAACGCCCAAGUCGACCUCUCGGCAGAGCAACCAGGGAGCGCGGGGCUUACGGCAAGGGGCGCUGCAACCGGCUACGAUCCGCCAGGCGGUAUCAUUUAG
Messenger RNA from Colletotrichum karsti, 1449 nucleotides. RefSeq names its product protein kinase regulator ste50. Bases 1 to 1449 code for a protein of 482 amino acids. Gene Ontology annotation, molecular function: protein binding. The record is from RefSeq and is a predicted model, not a curated record. Gene Ontology annotation, biological process: signal transduction. The transcript has 3 exons. Lineage: Eukaryota; Fungi; Ascomycota; Sordariomycetes; Glomerellales; Glomerellaceae.